Messenger RNA from Zasmidium cellare ATCC 36951, 1290 nucleotides. RefSeq lists its product as uncharacterized. Gene Ontology annotation, biological process: regulation of peptide transport; transmembrane transport. The record is from RefSeq and is a predicted model, not a curated record. Lineage: Eukaryota; Fungi; Ascomycota; Dothideomycetes; Mycosphaerellales; Mycosphaerellaceae. The coding region runs from base 1 to 1290 and encodes 429 amino acids. The transcript is spliced from 2 exons. Gene Ontology annotation, cellular component: membrane. Gene Ontology annotation, molecular function: transmembrane transporter activity.
AUGGCUGGAGAAAAUGGAAACAGCAUCACAGCCAGGUUGGGCAAAUUCAGGAGGGUGGUGGGACUGACGCUGCUCGCUGUGACCAUCUUCCUGUGGACAGCCACAAACUUUCUCGCAAGCACAAUCUUCGCCGACGACACAUACAGCAAACCCUACCUGGUGACCUACAUCAACACCUCGUUCUUUAUCGUUCCCCUGAUUCCAAUCAUAAUCAACAAGGCAUACCGAAACCCCGAGGAGAUCAAGAGAUGGAAAGAGGAGAUCCUCUCACGGAUAAGCAGUCAGUAUGCGCUACUCAAGCAGGAGGAUGAACACAGCUACCACGACAGUCCAAACUUGACCAGUUCAAGAAGACGUUCAUUAUCGCCAUUCCCCGAUGUUGUACUGGGGGAUGCCAUGGAAAGAAGUCAGGAACUACCCGCAAAGGCCAGCCUUAUUGCAGAGCCAACGGCGACGAGCGCACCGCUCACCAUCUCGGAGACCGCGAUGUUGAGCUUGGAGUUCUGCCUGCUCUGGUUCCUUGCCAACUACUUCGUCGCUGCAUGCCUGCAGUACACCACAGUCGCUUCGUCCACCAUCUUGACGAGCACUAGCAGUGUCUUCACACUUAUAUUUGGGGCCAUAUUCCGCGUGGAGAAGUUCACUUUACGCAAGUGUCUAGGGGUGCUGGCGUCCCUAGCUGGAAUCGUGCUUAUAUCGACCAUUGACCUGUCCGGCAAGACAGGUGACGACGAGCAUCGAGGUGACUUCCCGGAGAAGUCGAUCCGCGAGAUUGCCAUUGGUGAUUGUUUGGCGUUCCUAUCUGCCGUCAUGUAUGGCCUGUACGCCGUGUUCAUGAAGAAACGAAUACCGGACGAAUCGCGGGUCGAGAUGCCUGUCUUCUUCGGACUGGUUGGUAUUAUCAACGUGCUCAUACUGUGGCCUGGCUUUAUCAUCCUUCACGUCACUGGUGUCGAGACAUUCGAGUUGCCACCGAGCGGCUUUGUAACGGCAAUCAUUCUUUGCAAUUCCAUUGGGAGCCUGGUGAGCGACAUUGCCUGGGCCUACGCGGUACUCUUGACCUCUCCCAUUGUGGUCACAGUCGGACUCAGCAUCACCAUCCCAUGUUCGCUCAUUGGACAGAUGAUCCUGAACAAUCAGACGGCAGGACCAUUUUACUGGCUGGGCGCCUGUAUCGUCGUUCUAUCGUUCUUGUUCGUUAACAACGAGGAGAAGAAAGAUGGAGCCGAAGGGACACCGACCACGAGCAAUGAAUAUGAUGCUUUGGAACGGCAGAGCAGCUUAAGGUGA